UUGGUUAACUAAAACACAUAUACAUUACUCAGAUGUUGUUACGGCUAAGCACGAAUGUACCCUUUCUUUUAGAUCUUAUUUCUUCUUGCUUUCAGCGUACAGUAGGAGCGAGAGGAAGCAAAGUAGGAUUGAUGUGAGUGCCUUUUUUUAAGUACGAACUAGCUGGCUAGUGCUGAAGCUAGAAACAGCAUUUCGUGGGAUGUGCGUACUAGCUAGCUGCCGCUCCAACCACGACGUUUGCAAUCAUUUGCAGAAAGCUACUCGAGUAGCUGGUUGCUGCCUUGACAACUAGCGCACAUGUAGAUCUAGCUGUCCGAAGCAGUUGCUUGCAUGGGAAACACCCUUGGACAGAACCGAGAGGAUCCCUGAGCUAGCUAGUCUGAAACUUGCUUGGCUAAAGAUAGAUGGAGCGUUUCAUCGCUGAUCGCUGCAUAGCUGUUAUCGCGGAGGGAGAGCUAGCUAGCGUUUGCCCACCCCCAAGACAUACCGGUAGACAUGAUGGCUAAAUAGAAAUGGCCCCCUACCUCCCGACUGAAAGCAGUGUUGCUUGAGAUCCAAACUCAGGAAGGAUCAAGCAAAGUGGGAGAGGUUCUUCAUCAGUGGCAAGCAACAGGGGAAUGAAUCCCUGACCAUUUUAGAGACAAAAAGCUAGAAACUGCAGAUCAGGUGAUUGCUUCUCCAGCACUACUGCCAACUUUUGCUAGCUAGUAGUUUGCUGCUAGUAGAGGAACCUUACCAUCUACCAGGGACGUUGUUGUCUGGAGCUAUACCUAGUCUAAAUGUUCGUCGAAAGUUACACGAGAGAAGAAGGCCGGGACAAGUAAGUUGCCUGGGAGGAUUCGAGAUCUAUCAGAUACCCCUCAGCCUCUUGAGUGUUGCAGGAAAGAAUUGUUUCCAAGCCUUCCGGUUGGCAAUCGACCAACGACGCUACGCCCAAGGCCGCGGCUGGCAGAUAAAUGGCAUGCCCGACAACCAAGAGGGUAGAAUCUUCUUGUUGGCCAGCACCUGUUUUGAGCGUUUCCGAAAUGGCAUCAAUGGCUGCACUGGAAUAUUCUCCAAGAACCUUUCGUGAUACUGCUCUGUCAUUUUGGUCUUCGCUAUCAACAUAGUCGGACAACGGUGCAUAGCCAAUCUUUUGAAAGAGCACAGAUCCUUCUGGUUGCAUGGUACCAUCGUACAAAACUUGGGAGGUCUGAAUGUGACAUUUUUGAUUGGCAGACUCGAGAAAUAGCUCUGCCGUUUCAACCGUCCGCGGUGCUGGAGACACCAAUGCUUGCGAGUAAAAAGGCGCGAGUUGUCGUCCAAAGGAUGAUCCAGCUUCUUUCGCCUGAUUCUGGCCGAGAUCGGUCAAGAACCGAUCAAAGUCAAUGCCACCAUCGGGUUUUGGUCCCGUCUUUCCAUGCCGCAGAAAUGCCAAUUUGGAAACCUUGGCUUGGUCACACAGUGAUCUCAAGGAUGCCGACGACGAUGACGAGGUAGUAGGCAACCAAUCGAUGUGCGAAAAGGCCAAAUUCAGUAGAUAUCGAGUGCUUCGGACCAUGCUUGACAGGAACAGCGCGUUGAACCCACUUGGUUGACACUCCUGAUUGGAAUCUUGACGAUGGCACUAUCUAUCUCUGUUGAUGGGGUGCUUUGACGCGGAUCCAAACAUCAGCCACGUACUAGUACAUUGCAACGGGUCCAUCUUGCUUAUUAUCGGUAGCGGUAUAGGGCCUUUGGUAUCUUUCGAAGUUCAUUCCUCGGCUUCCGAAAUCAGGUUGGAUCUCCUGCUUUGCUGGCUUGGGACGGACCUUCCAGAGCAAUGAUGUUGUCACAGAAAAAACAGGAUCACCCCCUUUGUCCAAUUAUUAUCGGAAUGUCAGCUAGCUAGCUAGCUAGCUAGCUACUAUGCAUAGCUGGGAUGUCAGCCAAUGAAUUUUUAAAGUUGCUGGAUGAAAGUGGCAAGUGAGAUCUAGCUAGAAGCAGUCAAGGCACUCACUUCCAAGUUCACGUAGCUGGGCCCGUGGGUGAACUGGAAGCUGUCAGAGAUCGUAAAACCCCUCUCCUUGCUCCCUUAUGUUGCAAGGAUGACAAGAAUCUUCCCAUUGGCAAACUGCUUGAGAAUGGAGCUGACCCCAACGGCAAUACUUGUGCAUCCAAAUGCUAUCCAAUACAUCCAGCUGCCCGUGAUGAAGAGAUUGAAAUGGCAAAGUUAUUCUUGGCCGAAGGAAAGACUGAAGUCACAUCCCGUCAACGUGGUACGGUUGGUCGGCUUUAGAUUACUUGAAUGCCUGCACCAAUGGUGGCCAGCAAAUGGUCAAAUUUCAACUAGCGGAACGUGCCGAUGUGAACGAUGCUUAUGGACAAACUGGAAGAUCCUGCUUCGUGGAAGUCUUGUUCAGCUCCUUUAAUGACAGUUCGCGUGGUUGAAAUGCUUAGCCAAAGUGCUCAAAUUUGAAGUACGGUAGCUGCUGAUCUCUGCCAAACCAGACAUUAUUCAUCAAAGAACUCGGUCCCUAGUUUCUGAACAGCCGCCGUCAAGAGAAAGGACCCCACCAAACUCUUGAAUGCUAGUUGCACGGCUUCCACCAACGAUUUGGCCUGGUACGAAGCAUCGGCAUCGUUGCAGUCGGGCAACAUGGGGUACAAAAACGAGUAUCGCCACGGCGGUUCGGUUACUCCAAAAUGACCAUGACAAAGCCGCAAGGCAUUGGUCACUUGGAGUUCCGAGGCCUUGUUGACGCCCGUAAAGGCUUGUCCAAUAACGUGUACCCCAUGUGUUCCUUGCAAUUGUUUCAACUCUUGUUGUAGCUGGAAAAAGGAUGGAGUUGCCUUGGUCCAAGGAUAGAUUCUUGAAUCCGUCGACGGAAUGGAAUCCAGCCACUCUUCAUGCGGGUUGGCAUUCUUCGUACUAGUAUUAGUAUUGUGCGCUGAUACAGGGUAGGCCACGGACAACCAACCGCCACAAUCGUUUUCGCUGGCUGGUGGCAAGUCAUCUGCUGCCGAUUCUCCCGUAUCAGCAUCUCUCGUCAACUGAGAGAUGUCAAAGAUGCCUAGAAUUCCAGGUGGCGAGGAGGAAGAAUAGGGAACUGUUUCUAGUUCCUUGGGCGGUGGAUACCGAAACGGCAAGUGUUGCGCUUGAAUAAUGUGUACUCCCACUGCCCCUGUUGCUUGUGGCAUGGACAUGGCGUGCAAAGCUGCAUGAUGCCGAUCAAAAUCGGCAGGGUUCAACAUCUUGGCGGCAAUGGCUGGAUGAGUUGUGAGAACGACAUGAUCCACCUCCAAGAACUCGUUGUUGUUUGUCAUUUUGAUGGUCAGGGUGUCAUUGGGACCACCACGUUUUCUUUUGCCAAUGCACGUCACGGUGGCAUUGGUCUGCACACUACCAAUGCCGUUUGCCAAUCGCUCCAUCAGAGCAUUGUAGUCCGUGGUAAAAUACGAUGCCAACGGAGCAUUGGUGGUCAAGUUGUAAAAGCAUUGUUGUAGUUCUUGUACAUUGUUGUGAGCGCCAUGCUGCUGCUGCUCGAUCCGCAGUGCCAAAUCCUGUUGCAACCCGCUGUCAAUCUUUUGAGGCAAGGAUCCCUGAAAGGCAUCGCACAAGAGAAACUGGAAAAAGACUUGGGUAAUGAGCAAUGCCCGGGCCGUUCCCAGUGUGUAUCGCUUGGCAUCUUGUUGGGUCUUGUCAAAUUCAAAGGUUGCCAUGGCCCAGUACAAGAUAUUGAGAAACUGGUUCGAGUAGGAAGAUGACAAGAGGUAAUCUUCCAGGGAGACUUGUGGCGCUUGGUAGGACGCCAAGUAAAACCAAAAAGCUUCCCACCACAUGAGAGGAUUCAAAAUGUCAUGUUGCAAGCUGGGCUGUACCCUCUUUCCCAUCAUUGGCUGCUGGUUUCGUGGAUUGUUAUUGUUGGGAAUGGCAGUGCUCAACAUGCGAAAGAGCCCAGGCUGUUCGUUGGGACCGUUUCCCACGGGCCAUUCCGCCAGCCCAAAGUGUUGGAUCAUCAAUCGAAGAUUGACAAACAUGCCCAUGUGCGUGGCAUGGCCCACAUUGAGCAGCUUGUUGUUGUUGUUGUUGUUGUUGUUGUUGUUGUUGUUGUUGUUGUUGUUGUUGUUCUCGGGGUCGGAAAUAGUGCGAAUGUGACCUCCCAACUUGUCACUGGAUUCCAACAGAGUGACAUGGUAGCGACCCGAUUGCUGCAACACGUGACCCACGACAGUUCCACUGAUUCCACCUCCCACAAUGGCGACUCGCUCCUUCUUGUCAUUAUUGGCGGCAAAGAGGCGCACUGUGGAUAUUGGACCUGCUGUGGGACGCUGCACCAGACUAGAGAAGUGGAAAGACCGGGUAAAACUUUCCACAAACGAGAUUCUCGUCCCGCCGAAGAUCCAUAGAACUAGAGCAUUGAGGAAGAUGCAGCACGGAAAGAGCAUGGAUCAUGUAUGCAUCAACUACAAACUUGAGGCGCCCCAAAGUAUGGUACUAGCUAGCAUACCGGUAGCCUUGGACAGAAGAAGCAGUGUCGACAGAAGCCUCAUCAGCGAUGUUUUGGAUCCAAAGAUCCAUUUGCUUGAAACUUGAAUUCAAUUCGUUCGGUAAACUCGACGAUCGAAUUCGUUCGAUCCCCAAACCCGAGUCAUGAAUUCUCGCGGGAUUCGUACGUGUUGCUUUUCUGUUUCCUGCCUCUUUUGCCACCGUCGACCAUGGCCGACGAUGACGAUGCAGAUGGAACGCUCAUCAUGCAGUGGGAAGCACAAAAACAGCGGCAGCUUUUCCCAGAGAAACGAAUACAAUCAGCCUCCUCAACUACAGGUAGCCAAACAUGCGCCACUUUCUCGUGACUCUCCUGGCAUUGUUGGCCUCUUCGGUGCAUGUUGUAUCGUUCCAUUCAGCGUCAUUGCCAUCCAAAUCUGUGCAAGGACCACUGUUUUCUGCAGAUACAGAACAAGCUUCCACGAGCGAUGACACUACCACUACCACAAGUAGCUCCAACCAAAAGAUAUCCGUUCUUCUCUGUCCCGCUCAAUUCUGCGUCCCGGUAGACUAUGAGGAACUGUUUGACAACCUCCAAACCACUCGUCGCGCCAAUAUUGACAAGGGACUGCAAUUACCGGAAAUUGGAACCUGCCGUGUGGCCCCAUUGCCUCGCACAGAAUGGAUCAAAGUAGCACGGCAGCUGCCCACACGAAACUUUUUGGAAGCAACCUUGUCGGCCAAGACAACCUUGGGAUGGUACUUUGAUGCCAUUGAACAGGCACUGUCGGAAAUAUAUGCGAUUGAAGGAGCCGACACCAAAGUCUGCAUCAUUGCUCAUUCCAUUGGUGGAUGGGUAGCGCGGGGAUAUCUAGGAGGUCUUGCAGGAUCUUCGACUGCUGUGUUUCAACGUACUCUAGAGCAAUGCUCCUCCUUGAUCACCUUGGGGACUCCCCACUCGUCACCCGAAGAGGCACUGGUUGAUCAAACUAGAGGUCUCUUGCGAGAGAUUGAAAAUACCCCUUCCUGUUCGCCACAGGCUCUGGCAGAUCUAGGCAUUGAUGUGACCUGUGUGGGUAGUGCCGGUGUGGAUGGCAGCUUUUUGUCGGCCAAUCCAGAAGAACUGGUGGCAGCAUCCUCCUAUCUUCCACUCAUGGGAAAGCUUGGUGUCAAGGGAGACGGUAUCACGCCAUUGGACUUGGCUUUUUUGGAAGAACCAGCACGCAAAGUCGUCGUCGAGAACUGCAGCUUGACGGGAGAACCGGUAAGACACGCUCACGUCUUGCCAACUCCAUGGAACUUGUGGGAUGGUUCGGCCCCAUCGAUCAAGUUGCCAGAAGGCUACGUUAGUUACGUCUCGGAAGGUGUGCUCCCACAAUGGUCACAGUACAUUCGGUAG
This is a messenger RNA of Seminavis robusta, 5846 nucleotides long. The record is from the annotation of a GenBank genome assembly. NCBI's taxonomy places the organism in Eukaryota, Bacillariophyta, Bacillariophyceae, Naviculales, Naviculaceae.